CCCGCACACCGCACCAGAGCUCUGGACGGGCCCGAGAUCCCUGCCCACCUUGAGCCUUCACAGCACUUAAUACAAAAGGGAACCGCUUCCUCUCUCGCCUUUGCUGCCUUGGCCGGAUAUCGGUGCCUGACUCACAGAAUUAUUACAACAAAAGACGACAUAAUAACAUUAGCUCUACACUCAGUCACACUAUAACAUAACAAGACAUCCAUCCAGCUACUGGGAUACAAGAUAUACAAGAUGGUUUCCGCAAUUCUCCCACCGUCGCCCUUCCACUCACCAUCACAACACCAGCUCCAGAAGAAGAAGACCAUGUCUAUCACGCAGACCUACUUCCUCGCUCACAAGGCACGGGCUAAGCUCUCUUCCGAGGCCGCCCGUCCCGAUCACAACCUCCGACUCCUCGUCGGCCACGCCAACCUCCUCGACUCGUUGAUGCUCGACCUUGCCGACGCCGAGCGAGAACAAGAGAGCUGGUUCAACCAAUCCGUUCGAGGUGCAACCACACCCAAGGCGGAGGAACGACACAUACAAUGGGCAGAUUCAGUACCUGAGGAGGACGACUGGGAAGCCGAUUCAUCAGACUCUGAUGACGACAGUGACAUGGACUAUGACGAGGAUAUCGAGAUGUUCGACGCCGCUCCUCUCUCAAGAAUACCCUCACAACUAGUUACACCACCUUCACCCAAAUUACACACAAUGGAAGCGGAUGAGUUCGAGGAUGAUGAGGAGGACUUUGCCAACCUGGGUCUCACACGUUCACCAUCACACUCUGCAUCGCCGCCGGAUCUCGAGCACGAUUCCGAGUCAUCAGAGGACGAAUCAAUGCCCCCAUCGCCACCUACAGCAACCAUUCCCACAUUCUCCGAGAAGCAGAAUGAAAGCAUAAUAACAGCCAAGUAUUACGAUUCGACACAGGACGAGGAAGACAAAUCAGAUUUCUACAAUGAAGGAUUCUACCUGCCGCCGCGGAAUCCUAACCGAUUAAUCUCGGCGAUAUCAGUCUACUAGACGUCAAUCGCCUUCGUCUUCGUCUACCUCUCUUUUCGAAUUAAUACAUAAUAUAUUGGUCUGGUUCACUACCAAAAAGUGCAUUCAUCAUCUGCAUCUGGGCGGCGUUUCAAAAGGAAUACCACAUAGCGGCAUUGGCAUUACACAACGUUACAAAGCGACGUUGUUUAUCUCAUUUGUUUUUACUACACAGUUGUCACUGUUUUCAUUUUAGAGGAAGGCCCUCACCGGGAGUCAGCAAGGAGGGACAGAAACCCCCAACGCUACUCAUGAUCAUACUGUGAAGUCAUUAUUACUGGCAAUUGGGAUGAUGAAGGAGAAGAAAGACAUGUCACCACUCAGCGAGUUAUCAGGAUUGGGGAGGGGAUGGAUUACUGUAU
Messenger RNA from Xylaria bambusicola, 1391 nucleotides. RefSeq lists its product as uncharacterized. Lineage: Eukaryota; Fungi; Ascomycota; Sordariomycetes; Xylariales; Xylariaceae. The record is from RefSeq and is a predicted model, not a curated record. The transcript has a single exon. Bases 241 to 1011 code for a protein of 256 amino acids.